Messenger RNA from Durio zibethinus, 1040 nucleotides. RefSeq names its product small ribosomal subunit protein bS20c. Gene Ontology annotation, biological process: translation. The record is from RefSeq and is a predicted model, not a curated record. Lineage: Eukaryota; Viridiplantae; Streptophyta; Magnoliopsida; Malvales; Malvaceae. Gene Ontology annotation, cellular component: ribosome; small ribosomal subunit. Gene Ontology annotation, molecular function: structural constituent of ribosome; small ribosomal subunit rRNA binding.
GGGAGCAGAAGAUUUGAAUUCGAACUAAGCUCUCUCCUUCUCACGGUACAUCCCGUGAGGCUGUGAAAAAUAAAAUAAAAUAAAAUAGAAACGACAUGUCGUUUUGAGAGGACAUUAGGGGUAAAGUAGGACUUAAAGAAAAUCCUCUUGAGCUCUCGGUCGUCUGCAUAUGGGAUAUUGGAUAAGUGAAAGCCUGAGGAAAAACAUAGAGCUCCAGUUUCAUUGCUUAGGGAAGGAGAAAGGAAGAAAGAAGAAAGAAAUGGCGGGUGUAGUUAAUUGUUGCUUGUCUUCUUCAUGCUUUACUCUUCAAUCUAAGCUCAAAAGCCUUUCACUUAAAAACAAUAUCAAUUCUUCCCCUUCUCCUUAUGCUUUGCAUCAAAAUUUCAGUGCUAUUAAGUCUCUCAGUUUCUCCUAUAAUCUUUCUCACGGUCUCUUCUACAAAGGGAGUCUGUCUUUUAGCACAAUGACUCAAAAACCAACUCGUCGUUCUGUUGUUUGUGAGGUUGCUCCGAAGAAAAAGGCUGAUUCAGCUGCAAAGAGAGCUCGUCAAGCUGAAAAAAGGCGUAUUUAUAACAAAUCAAAGAAAUCCGAAGUCAAAACCCGGAUGAAGAAGGUUUUGAGGGCCCUAGAUGUGCUCAGGAAGAAACGUGAUGCACAAGCUGGAGAAAUCUUCCCAAUUGAGAAACUGAUUGCUGAGGCCUAUUCAACGAUUGAUAAAGCAGUAAAAGUGGGAACACUGCAUAGGAACACUGGAGCACGCAGAAAGUCGCGUCUAGCUAGGAGAAAGAAGGCUGUAGAGAUCCACCAUGGCUGGUAUACCCCUGCUCCGGCAGCAAAUGCAGCCUAGAAAAGGAGCAAGUUGUGAAAUCUUUCUUUCGUUUCUUAGGCAAAGAAUCCGAAAAUGUUAUUUUUCAUUACACCAUUUUCUGCUUUGUUGUCUAAAUGCCUUUCUUUAACACAUUUUCUCUUCUCUCAUUUGAAGAUCAUGCUAUGUUGAGUUUGUAAAUUUUCUGGAUAUUAUCAAACACUUCUUAAAUUAA